Molecule: messenger RNA, 159 nt
Organism: Vairimorpha ceranae
Lineage: Eukaryota; Fungi; Microsporidia; Nosematidae
Exons: 1
Coding region: 1-159 (52 amino acids)
Source: RefSeq, a predicted model, not a curated record
AUGGAAAUAGCAGAAAAUUAUUUUAUUUUGAUAGAUACUUUAGAAAGGUUUGAAAAUGAUGAGUGUUACAUUGAAAAAGGAUAUCAAAUAUUGAAUAGUUUAACUUUUGCCAAAGAUCCAGCAAAUAUUAAGCUCUAUUUAAAGAAAAGACUCAGAUAA